CUCUACGACUCUCGGGGCGGGGGUGUGUGACGCUGCCGUGCUUGCUGGGGCUCGUGUGGUGGUCCCUGCAGUGCUGCUGGCGGAGGAGGAGGACGGGAGGCGCCGGCCUGGGACCCCAGCGGCAGCAGGGAGCGCCCCCCUGCCCAAUGCCUGCCUGAAGACGGGGCGUCGUGGAGGCGGAAGGGGUCUCUCGAGGCCUUCUAGUCCACCCCCUGCAGGGCUCUGCUGCAGAGCUGGGUCCUUGGGAACCCCUGGGUCCUUGGGAACCUCCCGCAGGGGCGGCCGCCUGCCCCGUUUGCUCUUGCGGGUGGACAGCAGGGGCGUAACUACUAUUAGGCAAGGGGAGGCGGCUGCCUGGGGGCCCCCACGCCUCGAGGCAAGUCACAUGUGAAGCCCUGACAUGAAGGUGAAACUGAAGAACGUCUUUGUCGUCUACUUCCUGGUGUCUGUGACUGGCCUCAUGUACGCGCUGCUGCAGCUGGGGCAGCCCUGUGACUGCACCCAGCACCUGAAGUCGGCCAGUGACCUCAUCCACGCCAAAGAGAAGAAGCUCUCCCAACUGCAGCAUGAGCUGAAGCGGCUUCAGAGCCGAGAAAAGGCCCUGGAGCCCGCGGCACGAGCGCUGCCCAUUAUCUACGCCAUCACGCCCACCUACGCUAGGCUCGUGCAGAAGGCCGAGUUGGUGCGUCUGUCGCAGACCCUGAUGCACGUCAAGAACCUGCACUGGAUCGUGGUGGAGGACUCCCCGGUGAAGACCCAGCUGGUCUCGGAGCUGCUGGCCCAGAGCAACCUGCGCUUCACGCACCUCCACGCCGAGACCCCCCAGGAGCACCAGCGCAAGGAGAGCGACCCCAACUGGCUGAAGCCCCGGGGAGUGGAGCAGCGGAACCUGGCGCUGCAAUGGCUGCGGGAGAACCGGGAGCUCAGCGACGAGGGGGUGGUGUACUUCGCGGACGAUGACAACACCUACAGUCUCCGCCUCUUCGAUGAGAUCCGCUCCACCAAGCGUGUCUCGGUGUGGCCAGUGGGCCUGGUGGGCGGGCUCCGCUUUGAGCGCCCCCUCGUGGAGGGCGGCAGAGUGGUGGGCUUCUACACAGCCUGGAAGCCCAACCGCCCCUUCCCCAUGGACAUGGCUGGCUUUGCCGUGGCCCUCCAGCUCCUGCUGGCCAACCAAGAGGCGCGCUUUGACUUGCUGGCCGAGCGUGGCUACCUGGAGAGCAGCCUGCUGCAGUCCCUGGUCUCCAUUGAGGAGCUGGAGCCCAAAGCAGACAACUGCACCAAGGUGCUGGUCUGGCACACCCGGACCGAGAAGCCCAAGAUGAAGCAGGAGGAGCAGCUGCAGAAGCAGGGCCUGGGUUCGGACCCCAGCAUGGAAGUGUGAGGAGGGCCCCGUCCAGCCGUCGCCGCGGCAGUGCCCCGCCCCCCCCCCCCGGUGGGCCCAAUCCUGCUGGAUCCGCCGUCUGCGCUGGAGCUUCACCUCACCCCAGGACGCCACGCAGUGGGACUCUCUUAUUUAUUCGGGAUGCAUUCCCACCCUGUUGCGGGGAACAUCCUCUGCUUCGAGUGAGAAGAGACUUUUCAGAAGUGCUGCUACCCCCCCCUCCUCCCUGCCCAGUAUCUCUUCCUGGAACGCUGCUGCAAUGCUGCUGACAGCAACCCCCCUCCAUCUCGGACCCUGUCGCCAGCUCGGCUUCGGAACAGACACCCAGCUCUGCCUCGUCCUUGGACGUGGGGUCUGACAGGCGCCUCCUGCAAGGGGGUUCUCAAGCGGCAUGCUCUCCAGCCAGGGGGCGCGUGGGGGGGGGGGGCUGUGUGUGACCUGCAGUCAAGGCCCAGGGGGGCAUUGCUGAAGACCGCCGGAAGCAGCGACACGGACUCCUCCUCCUCAGCCCCCUGCUGACCGCCCCCCUCACUGUAUUCUCUCCCCGCGUGUGAAGGCAGGGGGCCCUUGCUACGCCAAGGGCCCGGUCCUGGGGAGGGCUGGUUCCCGUCCCUGCCUCGAGUGUCCGUGCCGCGGGUUCUCCCAGUUGCAUGUAGCAGUGGCGAAGUCGACGACUUGCAUGUGGACUGCUCAAUAAACAGCUGCUUCUCA
Molecule: messenger RNA, 2092 nt
Organism: Hemicordylus capensis (graceful crag lizard)
Lineage: Eukaryota; Metazoa; Chordata; Lepidosauria; Squamata; Cordylidae
Gene: B3GAT3
Product: beta-1,3-glucuronyltransferase 3
Exons: 6
Coding region: 401-1381 (326 amino acids)
Biological process (GO): chondroitin sulfate proteoglycan biosynthetic process; carbohydrate metabolic process
Cellular component (GO): Golgi membrane
Molecular function (GO): galactosylgalactosylxylosylprotein 3-beta-glucuronosyltransferase activity
Source: RefSeq, a predicted model, not a curated record